AUGGAAGAGGAGCUGAAGUGCCCGGUGUGCGGCUCGCUGUUCCGGGAGCCCAUCAUCCUGCCCUGCUCGCACAAUGUCUGCCUGCCCUGCGCCCGCACCAUCGCCGUGCAGACCCCGGAGAGCGAGCAGCACCUGCCGCCCCUGCUCCACUCUCGGGGCCCCGCGCCGCCCGCCGCCGCCGCCGCGCCGGGAGCGGGGCCGGGAGCGGCCGCGGGCUCCGCCGCCUGCCUGGACUCGGAGAGCGCGGCGGGCGGCGGCGGCGGGGACCACGCGGACAAGCUGAGCCUGCACAGCGAGACCGACAGCGGCUACGGCUCCUACACCCCCAGCCUGAAGUCCCCCAACGGCGUUCGGGUGCUGCCGCUGGUGCCCGCGCCCCCGGGGGCGGCGGCGGCUCCGCGGGGCGCCGGCCCCGCCAGCUCCUCCCUCACCUGCCCGCAGUGCCACCGGAGCGCGUCCCUGGACCAGCGCGGGCUCCGCGGCUUCCAGCGCAACCGGCUGCUGGAGGCCAUCGUACAGCGCUACCAGCAGGGCCGCGCCGCCGCCGCCGCCGCCGCCAAGUGCCAGCUGUGCGACCGCAGCCCGCCCGAGCCGGCCGCCGUGCUGUGCGAGCAGUGCGAGGUGCUGUACUGCGCCGCAUGCCAGCUCCGCUGCCACCCGGCCCGCGGGCCCUUCGCCAAGCACCGCCUGGUCCCGCCGCCCGCACACCCGGGCGCCCCCGGCGGCGGCGGGGACGGCGGCGGCGGGAAGGGGGCGGGCGGCGGCCGCAAGCUGCCGACGUGCGCCGAGCACGACCUGGAGAACUACAGCAUGUACUGCGUGAGCUGCCGCAGCCCCGUCUGCUACCAGUGCUUGGAGGAGGGCAAGCACAACAAGCACGACGUGAAGGCUCUGGGAGCCAUGUGGAAGCAGCACAAGGCACAGCUGUCUCAGGCUUUAAAUGGUGUUUCAGAUAAAGCAAAGGAAGCUAAAGAAUUUUUGGUUCAGCUGAAAAAUUUAUUGCAGCAGAUCCAGGAGAACGGGUUGGAUUACGAAGCCUGUCUUGUGGCUCAGUGCGACGCCUUGGUUGACGCGUUAACGCGGCAAAAGGCAAAACUGCUCACAAAGGUCACCAAGGAACGGGAGCACAAGCUGAAGGUUGUUUGGGACCAGAUAAAUCACUGUACACUGAAGCUACGCCAGUCAACAGGGCUAAUGGAAUACUGCCUGGAAGUUAUCAAAGAAAAUGAUCCCUCUGGGUUUUUACAGAUUUCAGAUGCUUUAAUCAAGCGUGUUCAGGUAUCUCAGGAACAGUGGGUCAAAGGAGCCUUGGAGCCAAAAGUAUCUGCUGAGUUUGACUUGACUCUGGAUAGUGAACCUUUACUGCAGUCAAUUCACCAGCUGGAUUUUAUUCAGAUGAAAUGUAGGGUGCCACCCGUCCCAUUGCUGCAGCUGGAGAAGUGUUGCACCAGGAACAACAGUGUGACAUUGGCCUGGAGGAUGCCACCUUUGAGCCACAACCCAGUGGAGGGUUAUAUCUUGGAACUUGAUGAUGGAGAUGGUGGCCAAUUCCGAGAAGUGUAUGUUGGCAAGGAGACCCUCUGCACCAUCGACGGCCUUCAUUUCAACAGCACUUACAAUGCCAGAGUCAAAGCUUUCAACUCCUCGGGCGUUGGUCCUUACAGCAAGACGGUCAUUUUACAGACGUCGGAUGUGGCGUGGUUCACCUUUGACCCCUCCUCAGCUCACAGAGACAUAGUGCUGUCGAAUGACAACCAGACUGCCACCUGCAACAGCUACGAUGACCGGGUGGUUCUGGGCACCGCCGCCUUCUCCAAGGGUGUGCAUUACUGGGAGCUGCACGUGGACCGCUACGACAACCACCCGGACCCAGCCUUCGGCAUUGCCAGGAUUAACGUGGUCAAGGACAUGAUGCUGGGCAAGGACGACAAGGCGUGGGCCAUGUAUGUGGACAACAACCGCAGCUGGUUCAUGCACUGCAACUCUCACACCAACCGGACUGAAGGAGGCGUUUCUAAAGGUGCCACUGUUGGUGUGCUCCUGGAUCUGAACAAGCACAACCUGACCUUUUACAUAAAUGGGCAGCAGCAGGGGCCUCCAGCGUUUGAAAACAUCGAGGGCGUCUUCAUGCCGGCACUGAGCCUCAAUCGGAACGUCCAGGUGACCCUGCACACAGGACUGGAGGUGCCACAAUCUGUAAAACAGCCCAAGUUGCCCAACAACUAA
Messenger RNA from Haemorhous mexicanus (house finch), 2226 nucleotides. RefSeq names its product tripartite motif containing 67 (gene TRIM67). Gene Ontology annotation, molecular function: protein binding; zinc ion binding. Lineage: Eukaryota; Metazoa; Chordata; Aves; Passeriformes; Fringillidae. The transcript has 10 exons. The coding region runs from base 1 to 2226 and encodes 741 amino acids. The record is from RefSeq and is a predicted model, not a curated record.